CGCAGAGUCGCAGACGCACACCUCACCUCAAGUGAUAAACACGCUUCUACAACUGCGUCUAACGAGUAUAUCGAUUCGCGAUUAAAUUAUUGACAUUUCCAAACAAAUAAACAAAAGAGCGGUCGACCGAUGCGCAAGCGCCACGCGACGCGUCACAUUAUCACGUUCAACGGAGCGCUGUAAGAGCUGAUCGUCUGAUAGUGUGGUGCGGAGGCGCGGGACCGCCGCCGGCGCACGCUGCGAACCACCGUGCGAGCCGCGAGUGCGCCCUCAGUCGCGACCAUGUUGACAACGAGCGCCGUCGUAGUGCUGGUGCUGGCGCUGUGCGCCGCAGACACCGGCAGCCCGGGCCCCGGCCAGGGCCCGCCAGCCACCAGCGCAGCGCCCGCGCCCACCCAGCUGGACGUCGCCAACGACACGCUGCCAGCUGAACAAUACUUCAUUGACAAAAUAUUUGACAAGUACGGAGAUAAAGGCGUCAUUACAUUUGAGGGUUUCGAGCAUCUGUUAGACAGCCUGGGGCUCGGUGGCCGUGUGUUCACGUCGCCGCACGACCUCGCUAUCCAUCGCAUCAACGGCACCUUCCGACAGCUGCAUGACCAACAGCACAGGCACCGCAGAUCUCCACCUCCUGCUGAACCCAUCUUGCAAAAACCAUGUCUGUCCCCGAGAGAAAUUUUGGAAGUGUAUGGGAUGGAAAAUGAAGCACCUGGAGUGAUAACAAUCAGGCCAAAAACGUUCCUGGAAAUGUGUCCCGCCUUAGUAUAUCAGCUAGAUCAACGGUCUUGUUACAAAACAGAAGCACCUGCACCGAAAUUGGACAAGUUUUGGACUUGGAUAUAUGCCACAUUAAGUAUAUUAGUCAUCAGUGCAACGGGGCUUCUCGGAGUAGCAAUAGUGCCAUUACUAAAGUCGGUGAUAUUCAGCCACGUUCUGCACUUCCUGGUGGCUGUAGCUGUCGGUACUCUGUGCGGAGACGCUCUCCUGCAUCUACUGCCGCAUGCACUGAAAUCACACGGCCCUCCCUCAGCCCCGCAGGAAGAAACCGAAGUUGUUUUAAAAUGCAGUGUUACCUUCCUUACGAUUUUACUUUUCUACAGUGUCGAAGCAAUAAUGCAAACAAUAAAUGGAGGUCACGCACAUUCUCACGAUUCGGGAAUAUCAGUGACCGACAUGAAAUCGGAUUCAGGAAAACAAAUAGAGCCAAUAGAACUCGGCGCAAUGAUGCCGGGUUCACCUCCGCCGCCGGUCGAUCGACCGAUGACGUCUACAGCGCUCAUGGUGAUUGUAGGAGACGGACUACACAAUUUGACAGAUGGGCUAGCAAUUGGAGCGGCCUUUAGCGGAGAUCCGGUAACUGGUUUCGCAACAGCAUUGGCCGUGUUUUGUCACGAGCUGCCUCAUGAGCUCGGAGAUUUCGCUGUGCUGUUACGCUCCGGAAUGAGUAUCAAGCGUGCACUUUAUUAUAAUCUACUUUCUUCAGUGCUCAGUUUUAUGGGCAUGGCAGGUGGAAUCUGGCUUGCAGAAGAUCAUGAAUCUGCAUCCCAGUGGAUCUAUGCCGCAACAGCCGGAACAUUCUUUUACAUAGCACUUGCAGAUUUAGUGCCAGAAAUUAACGAGAACAACCAUGGCAAAAGUAUUAAUUUACUACUCGCAAUUUUGGGAAUACUCUCGGGUGGCAUUAUAAUGUUAAUGAUUGCUCUUCACGAAGAUUCAAUUCAAUAUCUUUUUAGAAAUGCAGAACAAUAAACCUUAGUCAAAUUAAAAACAAUGCUCGGUUAUGAAUACUUAUAUGACGUGACUUGACGUGUGCGUUAGUGAGACUACUGUGCGUUCAUGAGAUGUUUUUUGUCAAAAGUGGUUAGGUAAAAAAAAUAUUAUGCGUAGCAAUAUGUUGAAAUAUUGUAUCAUGUCGGUAACGAAGACGCAGUGUCUCCUCGGCUUCGAUUAAAAACUAAACGCUGGAAGCGUUUAUAUUAUGAGACUAUCAAAGUGGUUUUUGUGAAAAUAUUUUUGCAGUACAUGUUAUGUGAUAAUAUUCGUACUCAUGGUUGUUAAAUUGUAUCUAGUAGGUACUGUCUAUAAGUUAAGACAAUACUUUCUCUCGAAAGGGGUUUUGUAAAUUUUGAAUCAGAAUUAUGUUUAGUAUGUAAGUAUACCUAUGUAAGAAUCUUUUAUUGGCAAUGUUAAUUGCAUUAUUUCGGUUUACAUAACGAUAAUUGAUAGAGGUAUUUUAGAGACAAUCCUUAGGUAAUGUUACUUAUUGAAGAUAGGAAAAAGCAUUCCAAUAAUUGUGAGGUUGUAAGAAUGAGGACUAUUUAUUAAGUAGUUCAUACCAAAAUUCCAAAUAGGUAGGUAUAUCCGCUGAUCACGAUACAAUAGGUAAGGAGUUAAUUUCAUGCCAAUUUAAUGCCAAUAAAUUCAUAAAAUUCCUUGUGUCAUUAUAAUCAAGUUAAAGCAGUGUUAAUUUUUGUUGCUGACCAAACAAAGUUUAUCGAGAUCAGGCGACGUUAACGUUUUCUCAAUGUUAAGUUCCUAAAGUCAAGUUUUUUAAAAUAAGACAGAACUUUUUUAUAAUCGUCGCAACUGAAUGCUACAGGUAUGUAAUGUACCUACCUAAUACAGUUAAUUAAGAUAGUGAUCAUGUGAUGUAUCAACCAUAAUUUAGCUGGUAAUCUACUUACCAAAACUGCUGAUGAAAGUAUUAAGAUGAUAAGUAUUUAUUAAAAACAACAUAAUUUUAGAUGCCCAUAAUGUUGUAAUUGCCUGUUAUUUCGUUUUUGUGUAAAUAGAAGUUUUUUUUUUAAAGAUAUGUCAUAAUAAUAAUUUACUUACGUAAUUUUUAAAA
This is a messenger RNA of Helicoverpa zea (corn earworm), 2848 nucleotides long. It is a transcript of the gene Zip71B, whose product is annotated as zinc transporter ZIP10. The coding region runs from base 283 to 1749 and encodes 488 amino acids. Gene Ontology annotation, cellular component: membrane. Gene Ontology annotation, biological process: zinc ion import across plasma membrane; intracellular zinc ion homeostasis. Gene Ontology annotation, molecular function: zinc ion transmembrane transporter activity. The record is from RefSeq and is a predicted model, not a curated record. The transcript is spliced from 4 exons. NCBI's taxonomy places the organism in Eukaryota, Metazoa, Arthropoda, Insecta, Lepidoptera, Noctuidae.